Messenger RNA from Phragmites australis (common reed), 1433 nucleotides. RefSeq names its product dof zinc finger protein DOF3.4-like. The record is from RefSeq and is a predicted model, not a curated record. Gene Ontology annotation, biological process: regulation of DNA-templated transcription. Bases 243 to 1211 code for a protein of 322 amino acids. NCBI's taxonomy places the organism in Eukaryota, Viridiplantae, Streptophyta, Magnoliopsida, Poales, Poaceae. The transcript has a single exon. Gene Ontology annotation, molecular function: DNA binding; DNA-binding transcription factor activity.
UGCAGCGCAAACUCACAUGCACAUGCACGACGUGGGUGAUGCUUUCCUGGUUACCAGGAAAAACUCCCACCCUAGCUAACCCCGUAUAAAAACCCCAUCAACUCCUCACCCUCUCGCACUCCCUCCACCUCCAUCGAAUCUCUCGUGUCUCUGAGCUCACUGCUCACCUCCGAUCCAUCUCAAAUCACCACAUUCUUGGCGAAUUCUCCAAGCUCCAGCUCUGACCACCGUGGCGGUUUAAAAUGUUGUCUUCACACCACGAGGCCAUGAUGCUGUACACGCCGCGGCCGCCGUCGCUGCUGGUGGACCGGCGGUACAAGCAGGGCGGCGAGGCGGCACCCAACUGCCCGCGCUGCGACUCGCCCAACACCAAGUUCUGCUACUACAACAACUACAGCCUCAGCCAGCCGCGCUACUUCUGCAAGGGGUGCCGCCGGUACUGGACCAAGGGUGGUUCCCUCCGGAACGUGCCCGUCGGCGGCGGGUGCCGGAAGAACCGACGGGGCAAGUCGUCGGUGCGGUCGGCGGCCGAGUCCAUCGCGAGCGGCCGUGACGCGGCAUUCGGUCACCGGUUCCCCGGCCCUGUCCGGCCUGACUUGGUCCUGGAAGGCAUGGUGGGCAACCCGGCGAACCCCGGUCAGCCGAUGCCUGAGAUGCCCGCAUCGGCAGACGGGUCCACCAUUGACCUCGCAAUGCUGUACGCCAAGUUUCUGAACCACCCGUCGGCCGACGCCGCCGUCGGUACAGUGACGCUGGAGUCGGCAGGGCAGUUGGACGAGGCAUUUGACACGUUCAGCGCGUCCAGCGACCUGAGCCCCGGCGUUCUGGUGCCAGCGCAGUUCGAUCCUUUCCACGACGGGUUCGGUGAGUGGUCCGGGCCAGUGAGCAGCACCGACCCGACGAGUACGACUAGUACUGCCACCGCAACUACCAUGCUAUGCACUGACGUGAGCCUGCAAGCGGCGCUCGGCGAGCUCAACUUCGCCAUGGAUCAGAGCCGCUUCGACUCGCUAGGGUUGCCCACCGACGUCGGCAACCUCUCGUCGUGGUGUUCGAUCGUGCCGAGGUUGUCGACGUUGGAGGAUACCAAGUAUGACUCGUUGGAUUCGUUCCCCGACGACGCCCUGAGCCUCCAUGAGAGCAUGAUUAGCGUGUCUGAUCAUGAUUGGAGCGUGGAUUGCGAAGGAUUGGAGGCUCUCUACAUGCCUUAACUACACGAUUAAAUUCUUCUUCUUUUUGCUAAUCUGAUGUUGUUCUUGUGAUUGGUUUGUUACAUUUUCUCUCUCUUUUCUUUCAUUCAAUUUGGUUUGGAAGAAAAAUUAUAUAUAUAGAUAUGUAUGUUUUGAAGAGAGGGGAGGAAGAAGUCACUCAUGUAAUGGAGUUAAGGUUUCGGUAUACUUGUGAGAUAGAGACAAUACAAUAAAGCUUGAAAA